AUGGCACUUAGAGGUCAUGUGAGAGGAGGUGACACUGUUCGUCUGCUACAUGGACACACAGAUGAGUGUUUGACCGUCCCUGCAGCCAAGCACAAACAUGACAAGCACAGAUGUGUCCAUUUUGAAGGAGGCUUGGUCUCUCUUCAGGCUCGAUCUUUAUGGAGGCUUGAGGCAUUACAUGUUGUAUGGAGUGGCAGUCAUAUUCACUGGGGUCAAGCGUUUCGUCUGCGUCACCUCACAACUGGAUCAUUCCUGGGACUCACCCACGAUCAGGGGCUACAGCUGGUGGAAAGAGACAGAGCUGACGUUAAAUGUGCAGCUUUCGCCUUUCGAGCCUCAAAGGAGGAGAUCCACGAGAGCUCAGACUAUGUUAAGAGGAGAGAUGGCAUGGGUGCACCUGAGAUUAAAUAUGGAGACUCUCUCUGCUUCAUUCAGCAUGUGGACACUGGGCUUUGGCUCACAUAUCAGACCACUGACUCUAAGAGGCAGAACGAAAGCAUGUCACAGAGACAGGCUGUUCUUCAAGCAGAAGGUCACAUGGAUGAUGGCAUCACUCUGUCCCGUUCUCAGAGGGAGGAGUCACAAGCUGCGUGUCUCAUUCGAAGCUCCACCCUUCUCUUCUCACAAUUCAUUAGAGGACUAGAUGAUGUCACCCAGAAAGAAAACAUCACCAAUUUCAAUCUUCCAAUUGAGAUGAUCCGUCUAACCCUCCAAGAUUUGCUUGCUUAUUUUCAUUGUCCUGAAAUGGGGCAAGACCACAAGGUCAGACAGAGAGACAUUGGAGCACUGAAGAACAGACAAAAUCUUUUUCAAGAUGAGGGUAUAAUCACUCUGGUGCUGGACUGCAUUGACCACCUGCAUGUGUACAACAAUGCAGCUCAUUUUGCAGAGGCUGCUGGGAAAGAAGCAGGAGAGUCUUGGGAAAGGAUCUUGAGCACUUUUUAUGAACUAUUAGCUGCUCUUAUCAGGGGUAAUCGUAAUAAUUGUGCCCAGUUUUCUGGCUCUUUGGACUGGCUGGUCAGCAGGCUGGAGAGGCUAGAGGCUUCUUCUGGAAUAUUGGAAGUGUUACAUUGUGUGUUGGUAGAAAGUCCUGAAGCUUUGAAUGUUAUUAAGGAAAGUCACAUAAAAACCAUCAUCUCGCUUCUGGACAAACAUGGAAGAAACCAUAAGAUAUUAGAUGUGUUGUGUUCACUCUGUGUUUGUCAUGGGAUGGCUGUCCGCUCUAAUCAGCAUUUGAUUUGUGACACACUGCUGCCUGAAAGAGACCAGCUGCUACAGACAAGACUGAUUAACCAAGUUUCCAGUGUACGUCCAAACAUCUUUCUGUGUAUGAGAGAUGACAGCGCCCAAUACAAAAAGUGGUAUUAUGAGGUUGUAGUUGAGAAAGCGGAGGCGUUUGUGACAGCAGAGCCUACUCAUCUGCGAGUGGGAUGGGCCAGCACUGAAGGGUACCAUCCUUCACCCACUGGGGGUCACAACUGGGGCUCUAACGGUGUUGGAGAUGACCUCUGCUCUUAUGGCUUUGAUGGACUCCAGCUGUGGACAGGAGGUGUAGGUCGCCGAGUUAGCUCACCCAAUCAGCACUUGCUAAGGGAAGAUGAUGUCAUUAGUUGUUGUCUUGACCUCAGUGCAACCUGCAUCUCCUUCCGGGUCAAUGGACAGCCAGUUCAAGGCAUGCUGGAGAACUUCUGCGUAAAUGGACUGCUGUUUCCAGUGGUCAGCUUCUCUGCUAGAGUGCAGGUGCGCAUGCUGUUCGGAGGUCGACAGGGGGAGUUCAGGUUUCUUCCUCCUGCUGGAUUCUCUCCAUGUGCUGAAGCUCUUCUCCCCAAAACACGCUGCAAGCUGGAGCUGUGUCACGAACUCACUCGUAAUCACACUGAGACAGAGCGUGACCUCUUAGGCCCAGUGGUACCUAUUAGUCCAGUGACCUUCACACCCGUUCCAGUGGAUUCCAGCCAAGUUGAAUAUCCUCCACAGCUGGAGCAGAUCAGAGAACGGUUAGCUGAAAACCUCCACGAGCUCUGGCUUAUUGAUAAAAUAGAGCAGGGCUGGACCUACGGAACUGUUAAAGAUGAAGGCAAGAAAGUACAUUCAUGCCUAGUUGAGUUCUCCAAACUCCCAGAUCAAGAGCGAAUUCAUAACCUUCAGUCAUCUGAGGACAUCCUCAGAACUCUUCUGGCUUUUGGGGUUCAUAUUGGACUCUCUGAUGAACACACUGAGGAGAAAGUGAAAUAUGUUCGCCUUUCAAAUAAGUAUGAGCUAUGGAAUGGAUAUAAACCAACCCCUGUUGAUCAGUCCCGGGUUGUGCUAACAGCUGCUCAGGAAGAGCUGGUGGAAAUUCUGGCUGAAAAUGAACACAACAUCUGGGCCAGAGACCGAAUCAGGCAGGGCUGGAGCUAUGGCCCACAGCAGGAUGUAAAGUUUAAGAGAAGUACCCAACUAGUGCCAUUUUAUCUGCUGGAUGAGAGGCAUAAACAGGCUGGUAGAGAUGCCAUGAGAGAUGCACUGGGCACCCUUCUUGGGUUUGGAUACACUGUGGAACCGCUGGAACAAGAGCAUGCUUCAAGUAGCAGUGUCAAGUCUGUGGCUGCAGAGAGAUUUCGUAUUUUCCGUCUGGAGCAGCUCUUUGCGGUGCAUUCUGGUAAAUGGUACUUUGAGUUUGAGGCUGUAACUGAUGGAGAGAUGAGAGUUGGCUGGGCUCGACCUGGAUGUAAACCUGAUGUGGAUCUCGGGUCAGAUGAUCAGGCUUUCGUGUUUGAUGGCUCCAAGGGGCAGUGGUGGCAUGGUGGGGCAGAGCGAUUGGGUGGCCGCUGGAAUCAAGGGGACGUGAUUGGCUGUUUGUUGGAUCUGACAACUGACACUAUGAUGGUCACUCUCAAUGGAGAGCUACUGUUAAACAGUCUUGGUUCUGAAUUUGCUGUGAAAGACUUUAUUAAAUGUGAUGGUUUUCUGCCUGUUUGUAGUAUAGGUGUUAACCAGGUGGGUCGUCUGAAUUUGGGUUGCCAGAUAGAAUCAUUGAAAUAUUUCAAUGUUUGUGGCCUACAAGAGGGUUAUCAGCCCUUUGGUCUGAACAUGAGUAAAGAUCUACCACUCUGGAUGAGCUGGAGAGAGCCUUUGUUCAUUCCUAUACACGAUGACCAUCCUAACAUACAGGUGGUGCGCGUUGAAGGAACCGUCAACAACAUCCCAUGUCUAAAAGUAACUAAGAGGGUUUUUGCACAUGAAGAAAGGGGCAAUUGGAUUUACCGUCUCAGCAUGCCGAUAGAGUGUGCGCAGGUUUUUGCGGCCCCCGGUGAUGUUUCUGUGCCUCCCAGCAGCACUGCACUCUGUCAUCUCAGAGAUCCAGAGGACGGAGAAGCUGAUUCUGACUUUGAGCUGCUAAUGAAAGCUCACAGAUAUGCAGGAUCCAGAGAUGAACUCAAUAAUCACAAAGACCACAGUCAAGAGAAACCAUCCAGACUCAAACAGAGGUUUAUGUUGAAGAAGAAACCAGAGUUAAACACCAGUCACUCACUCAGCACGUGCUGGGAGGAAGUUCUAGCCAUCGAGAAAGAUGAAGAAAACCGUCUUGUUCAUUGCACUACGUAUUAUUACUCUGUGAGAAUCCCCUACAGUCAGGAGCCCUCUUGUGUUUGGCUCGGCUGGGUGACUUCUAAAUUCAGCCAAUAUGAUGUGAGCUUUGACCUAGACAGCAUUUGCACCGUCACAGUCACUCUUGGGGAUGAAUGGGGCAAAGUUCUUGUUAGCGUGAAGCGCAGCAGCUGUUACAUGGUAUGUGCAGCAGAGGGCAGUAGUUUAUCCCACAGUCGCAGCAGCAGUGGACUGGAGAUUGGAUGUCUGGUCGACACAGCCACAGCUCUGACAUUCACUGCCAACGGCAAGGAGAUCACUACAUACUAUCAGGUGGAACCAGGCACCAAGCUUUUCCCUGCAGUAUUUGCUAAAGCCACCAGUUCUAAUGUCUUCCAGUUUGAGCUCGGCCGUAUCAAGAAUGUGAUGCCAUUAUCAGCGGGAGUUUUUCGGAGUGAGCGAAGAAAUGCGAAUCCUAAGUGUCCUCCUAGACUGUGUGUUCAGCACCUAACACAUACACGGUGGACUCGAGUACCAGACCGCACACAGCCUGUGGAAAUGAGCCGUCUGGAGGAGAGAUAUGGUUGGAGAGCUCGCUGUUCUCACAUCCAGCAGAUCAUGACUCUGUAUAUUCCUGAAGAGAGCAGGUGUUUGGACAUUCUGGAACUCUCUGAAUCACAUGACCUCCUCAAGUUUCAUAACCACACCCUCCUCCUCUACUCUGCCCUCUCAGCUCAUGGAAAUGCACACGUAAGCCAUGCCCUCUGCAGCCAUGUGGACCAAUCGCAGCUCUUAUUUGCCUUGCAGUGCUCCAGAAUGCCAGGCCAACUGCGAACCAGCUAUUACAACCUCCUUAUCAACAUCCACCUCGAUGCCCACGCCAGUGCCAGGCAGACCAUGAAUCAUGAAUACAUCGUGCCAAUGACAAACACCACACAAUCUAUCACCCUGUACAAAAGCAAUAAAAAGGUGCAGAGGUUUCCAGGAAGUGACCGCAGCACUUCGUUAUGGCCCAUAAUGCGCUUCACAUCACCUUGCUUCAUCAGACCUAAUAAUAAAGUAGAUCUGGACAGUCCCGAGUUUCCAUUGGAUGUUUUGAAGGCUGUUGUGAUCGCAAUGCUAAAGGAAGCAGUGAUGGUGGUGGGACAGGGUGUGAGGGAUCCCACAGGGGGAAGUGUUGAGCUCUUGCUGAUUCCUCUGCUAAACUUGAUUCACACCCUCCUGCUGAUGGGUGUGUAUCAGGGGGCAGAUCUAGAGGCUGUGUUUAGUCUCAUCCUGCCGGCCGAGUACAUGAAAGCAACACGGAGAACAGAAGAGGUGGAUGAGCUUGGAGAGAGUGAUGGAGGUGAAGAGGAAAAAGAGGGUGGAGAUUGGAAAGAUGAUGUGCUUCUUCAGAUGAAGCUGCCAGAAGCUGUCAAGUUACAGGUUUGCAAACUUUUGAAGUACUUGUGUGACUGCCAGGUUCGUCACAGGGUCGAAGCGGUGAUAUCGUUCUCAGGUGACUUUGUAGGUCAUCUUCAAGAGAACCAGCGCUUUCGCUACAAUGAAGUUGUAGAUGCACUCAACAUGUCCGCUGCUCUCACUGCUCGCAAAACCAAAGAGUUUCGUUCUCCACCUCAAGAACAGAUAAACAUGAUGUUGAGCUUUCGCAAGGACUGUCAAGAAUGUCCUUGCCCAGAGGACAUCCAAGAUCUGAUGUGGGAAUUCCAUCAGGAUCUAAUGAGCCACUGUGGAAUUGAGAUAGAGAGUGGUUCGGAGAAUGAGAAUGAGGAUGACCUGUCAAUCAGGAAUCAUCUCCACGGCCUAGUGGAUAAAAUAAUGCAUUUAAAGAGGAGAAUGUCUGGCCUGCCUGAGGAGAUAGCGAGCAAACCUGUGUCUCUGCAGCAGCUGAUAUCAGAAACCAUGCUGCUCUGGGCUCAGGAGGAGACGAUUGAAGACCCAGAUUUGGUGCGCGCUGUUUUCAGUCUGCUGCAUCAACAGUAUGCCAGUCUGGAUGGCCAGAUGUCUGCGCCGCUACAGAAGGCUUACUGUAUCAGCCAGACGUCUGUGGAAGACACUCUUCACCUUCAGUGGGCUCUAGCAUGCAUCCGUUCAUUGCUCACGGCCAGGAUGGGAAAAGAAGAAGAGGAAUGCAUGAUCAGAGGACUGGGUGACAUCAUGAACAAUAAAGUUUUCUAUCAGCAUCCUAAUCUGAUGAGAGCACUGGGGAUGCACGAGACUGUCAUGGAGGUUAUGGUGAACGUCCUUGGUUCCAGAGAAUCCAAGGAAAUCAUAUUCCCCAAGAUGGUUGCGCACUGCUGUCGUUUCCUGUGUUAUUUCUGCCGAAUCAGUCGCCAGAACCAGAAGGCCAUGUUUGAUCAUCUUAGCUACCUGCUGGACAAUGGCAAUGUUGGACUUGCAUCUCCCUCGAUGCGAGGAUCGACUCCUCUGGAUGUGGCGGCUGCUUCUGUCAUGGACAACAACGAGCUGGCGCUUUCUCUUACAGAGGCGGACCUAGAAAAAGUUGUGCAGUAUUUGGGAGGCUGUGGUUUGCAUAGUUGUGCUCUGCUGGUUUCUAAAGGAUAUCCAGAUAUUGGCUGGAAUCCUGUGGAGGGAGAACGCUACCUGGACUUCCUGCGAUUUGCAGUAUUCUGCAAUGGUGAAAGCGUUGAGGAAAACGCUUACGUGGUGGUGAGGCUUCUGAUUCGCCGACCCGAGUGCUUUGGCCCUGCCCUUCGAGGGGAGGGGGGAAAUGGUCUUCUAGCAACCAUGGAGGAAGCCAUCAGGAUCUCCUACCAGCAAGACGGACCCAGUGCACACAGUUCCAGCAGGACACUUGACACACUUGAUGAAGACGAUCAUGACGUCAUCCACAUGGGACACGCCAUAAUGACCUUCUACUCUGCUCUGAUCGAUCUGUUGGGUCGCUGCGCCCCUGAGACGCAUCUCAUAGAAGCAGGGAAAGGUGAGGCCAUUCGUAUCAGGGCCAUCUUGAGGUCUCUCAUUCCCAGAGAGGAUCUGGAAGGAAUCAUCAAUAUUCCAUUCAGCUUACCUGUUGUGAACACAGAGGAUCUACUGGUCGAACCGGACAUGUGUCGGAUGUUUUGUCCGGAUCACAAAGCAGCCAUGGUGCUGUUUUUGGACCGGGUUUAUGGAGUUAAAAAUCAGCAGUUCUUGCUGCGUCUACUGGAGUUUGGUUUCCUGACAGAUCUGAAAGCUGCUGUUAACAUGGAUACUACGGGGUUAGGUGGAACAGACAUGGCACUGGCCAUCAACCGAUACCUAUGUGUUGCCGUUCUGCCGCUGCUGAGUAAAUACUCAUCUUUGCUGUGUGACUCCUCACCUUUACGGAGCGGGCCGGUGGACCAGCUGCUGCAGGGUGUCUAUAGCCUCUCUAAGGCCAGCGGACUCACCAAGGCCCAGAGAGAUGCCAUACAGGACUGUCUGCUGGCAGUAUGCGGAAAGCUGAAGCCCUCCAUGUUGCAGUCUCUGCUGCGUAAUCUUGUGUUUGACGUCCCGCAGCUUCCGGAAAAUUCCAAAAUGCCACUUAAGCUGUUGACCAAUCAUUAUGAGCAGAGCAGGAAGUACUACUGUCGGAGUGAUGGAUGUGGUGGCUUUGGCUCCGCCUCAGAGGAAGAACUUUGUCUGACCAGGAGGCUGUUUUGGGGGGUAUUCAGUGCUCUUGCCAAAAAAUCUUAUGACGCAGACCUGUUCAAACUGGCUCUUGGGUGUCUCAGUGCAGUUGCUGGAGCGAUUCCUCCUGACCACCUUGACCUGAGUUGCACCGGCGGAAGAGAGAGACACUCAGUGAUAGAUUCAGAGAGACGCUUUUGUCCUCAACCCCUGGACACCUUAAAUGUGACAAUCCCAGAAUGCCUUGAGUUUGUGGUGAACAAAUAUGCUGAGCAUACACACGAGAAAUGGUCAAUGGAAAAGUUUGGUAAUGGUUGGGUUCAUGGAGAACAGCUUUCUGAGAGCUCUAAAGUUCAUCCACUCUUAAAACCUUACAGAGCUCUGUCUGAAAAGGAUAAAGAAUGUUAUCGAGGGGUCAUUAAAGAGACGGUGAAAUGCAUGUUGGUCUUAGGCUGGACCAUUGAGAGGACUAACGAGGGGGAAUCACACGGCAUUCACAACCCAGCAAGGAGGAUCUCACAGUCUGGCAAGCUGUCUUUUGAAGGAGCCUCCACGUUCAGUCCAAAGCCUGUGGACACCAGCAGCGUCACUCUGACCUGGGAUCAGUAUGCAAUGGCGGAGCGGCUGGCUGAGAAUUAUCAUCACAUCUGGACAGCCAGGAAACUGCAGGAGCUGGAGAGUAAAGGAGGGGGCAGUCAUCCUCUGCUCGUCCCGUAUGAUGCUCUGAGUGUUAAAGACAAGAGUCGAGUCAGAGACAAAGCUCAGGAUGUUCUCAAGUUCUUCCACAUCAAUGGCUACUCAGUGAAGAGGAACAGAAAGGUGGCAGAUGCUGAUUCCCCAGCGAUCGCCAGCCGCUUCGCUUACGGCCUGAUCCAGCAAGCCCUCCGUCUCACUGAACGAGCCCAGGAGAGCGCAAUAGAGCUGGAGGAUGCUCAAGCCCGAGGGAAGAUUAACAGGGCUGAAAGAGUUCCUCACGAACAACAAACCUUCUUCAUUAAGGUUUUAUUGCCACUGCUAGAUCAAUACAUCAAAAAUCACCACCUUUACUUCAUGUUUACUACAGUGUCUUCCCUUAGAGAUGGCUGUCAGUCCACCAGUAAAGAAAAAGAAAUGGUUACUAGUUUAUUCUGUAAACUCGGAAGUCUAGCCAGGCGCAGAAUCUCUAUCUUUGGAAAUGAUGCCCUUGCUUUGGUGAACUGCCUACAAAUCUUGGCACAGUCCCUGGAUGGAAGGAUGCUAAUGAAAACCACCAGUGAAUCUGUCAAAGGGGCACUGGAGUCAUUCUUUGAAGCUGCAGCAGAGGAUCUGGAGUUAAUGGUGGAAAACGUGACUUUAGACGACCUGAACCGAUCCCAGAACAGGGUUGACACUGAGCUCAUAACAUACACCACCACUGCCCUGAUCCCGGUGCUCAGCGCCCUCUUCCAGCACGACUCCCAGAGGCAGAGCGGAGCUGGACUGAUCCUGGAUGAAGUGCAGUCCUGUUGUUACAGAAUCCUCAGCAGUCUUUACAUCCUUGGCACCUGCAGCGGCACCUUUAUCGAGAGGCAGAGGUCGGUCUUGGGGGAGUGUCUGGCCGCAUUAUCUGCAGCCUUUCCCGUGUGUUUCUUGGAGCUGAGUGACCUUCAUUCUCGCUCUGACACUUUGAGUAAUGAAGGUGAGAAAGCCUGUAAGCUCCUCCCCAAUUUGCACGAGGCUUUCUUAGAGGUGGAGGAGCUGGCAGGGGCAGGGUCAGCGGCUCGCCAUGCCCUUUUAUUGAAGGUCACAGAGGUCACGCUUCCGCUACUGUGCAGUUAUGUGUCUCGAUGGGGUGAAGCUGAUAACCGGGCAUCCCAGAAGAGCCACUGUUCCUCAGUCACACCCCAACAUGCUAAUUCACUGCUGGGUCACAUCCUCUUCAUCAUACAUGCUCACCUGGGGACUUCAGACAGUGCUUGGAUGAAACGCCUCGCAGUAUUUGGUCAACCCAUUAUCAACAAGGCAGAGCCACACCUCCUGAAAAGCCACUUCCUGCCUCUGAUGGGAAAGUUGAGGAAGAGAGCGGAGUCAGUGCUGCUGGAGGAGGAGCAUUUGAAGAUGGAGGGGCGUGGCGAUGUCUCAGAGCAGGAGUUAGACAUCCAGGAGAGGUUUACCAUAUUGGUUCAAGACAUCUAUGCGUUUUACCCUUUGCUCAUUCCUUUUAUAGACCUCCACAGAAUGAGUUGGCUGAGAGAGGUGAAUGCAGAUGCUGAGAAGCUUUUCUCCCUUGUGGCUGAAGUGUUCAUUUUCUGGGCUAAAUCUCAUAAUUUCAAAUGGGAAGAGCAGAAUUUUGUGGUUCAGAAUGAAAUCAACAACAUGGCAUUCCUGGUGAACAGCAGCAAAAGCAGAAUGAAUAAGGGAGGAGUGUUCAGCCAGGAGAGGAGGAAGGUGAAGAGGAAGGCUGAUCGUUACUCCACACACACCUCUCUCAUUGUGGCGGCCCCCAAAAAACUCCUUUCUGUAGCCAUGAAUGGAUGUUGCCAUGGUGAUCAGGGCCUGGUCAGCCAUGCCAAAAGCCGUUUUGCUCAAAGGGACACAGAAGAAGAGGUCCAGGCAUACAUUCACAGCAUCCUACAACAGGAUCAGUGUGAAAACUCAGUAGAUCCCUUCAGAGUUGAGAGGAUCUUGAGCAUCGCUCGUGUUCUUUUCCACCUCGAUCAGGUGGAGCACCCUCAGAAGAUGAAGAGGCCAGUAUGGUAUAAGAUGUUGUCUAAACAGAGGAAACGCGCUGUAGUUGCCUGCUUAAGAAUGGCUCCUUUGUACAAUCUCCCCAGGCACCGAGCGGUGAACCUCUUCCUGCAGGGUUAUGAGCGAGUCUGGCUGAAGGCUGAGAAUGACUCACCUGAGGACAGGCUAAUUGAAGAUCUGGCUAAAGCUACUCAUGUUGAGAUCCUGAAGGAGAGAGCGGAGCAGAGAAACAGCAUUGAUCCACUUCAUCAGCUUAUCAAUCUCUUCAGUCAAUGUGCCUUGACUCAGAGAAGUAAACUUGAGGAGGAUGAUCUGUACAUGUGCUAUGCAGAUAUCAUGGCCAAGAGCUGUCAAAGUGAGGAAGAGCAGGAUGAAGAUGGCCUGAAAUCAUUUGAGGAAAAAGAGAUGGAAAAGCAGAGGCUGCUGUAUCAGCAGGCCCGACUUCAUGAUCGUGGAGCUGCUGAGAUGAUCCUACAGAAGCUCAGCGCCAGCAGAGGUGAUAUGGGGCCUAUGGUAGCAGCCACAUUGAAGCUGGGCAUUGCAAUCCUGAAUGGAGGAAACACGUCUGUCCAGCAGAAAAUGCUGGGUUACCUGCGGCGGAAGAGAGACGUGGGCUUCUUUCACAGUCUGGCCGGCCUAAUGCAGUCUUGCAGUGUGCUGGAUUUGAACGCGUUUGAGAGGCAGAUCAAAGCCGAGAGUUUAGGAGUGGGUGCGGAGGACAAUUCAGGCGAUAGAGUAAUGGCAGAUGAACAGCUGACCUGUGAUCUUUUCAGAUUCCUCCAGCUUCUUUGUGAAGGCCAUAAUUCUGAUUUCCAGAAUUACCUGAGAACUCAAACUGGAAACAACACAACGGUCAACAUCAUCAUCUCUACUGUGGAUUAUCUCCUCAGGGUCCAGGAGUCCAUCAGCGAUUUCUACUGGUAUUAUUCAGGGAAGGAUGUGAUUGAUGAGCGUGGUCAGCACAACUUCUCCAAAGCCAUCAGCGUGGCCAAGCAGGUGUUUAACACGCUCACCGAAUACAUUCAGGGUCCAUGCACAGGGAACCAGCAGAGUUUGGCUCAUAGUCGUCUAUGGGACGCUGUAGUCGGCUUCCUUCAUGUGUUUGCCCAUAUGCAAAUGAAGCUUUCUCAGGAUUCCAGCCAAAUAGAGCUGCUGAAGGCUUUGAUGGACUUACAGAAAGACAUGGUAGUAAUGCUGCUUUCCAUGCUUGAAGGAAAUGUAGUGAAUGGAACCAUCGGCAAACAAAUGGUAGACAUGCUGGUGGAAUCAUCCAGCAAUGUGGAGAUGAUCCUCAAGUUCUUCGAUAUGUUCCUCAAACUCAAAGACCUCACAUCAUCAGAAGCCUUCCGCGAAUAUGACCCAGACGGCAAAGGACUAAUUUCCAAAAAGGACUUCCAGCGAGCCAUGGAAGUGUUCAAGCACUACUCUCAAUCUGAGAUUGAAUUCCUGUUAUGCUGUGCGGAGAUGGCAGAAAGCGAGCUGCUGGAUUACCCAGACUUUGUGACACGUUUUCACGAACCAGCUAAAGAAAUUGGCUUCAACAUGGCCGUUCUUCUGACCAACCUGUCUGAGCACAUGCCCAAUGAUGCCCGCUUGCAGAAUUUCCUGGAACUAGCAGAUAGUGUGCUUAAGUAUUUCCAUCCUCAUCUUGGAAGGAUCGAAAUUCUCGGCAGCGGGAAACGAAUCGAAAGGGUCUACUUUGAGAUCAGCGAAUCCAGCCGCACACAGUGGGAGAAACCACAGGUAAAGGAGAGCAAGCGCCAGUUUAUCUUUGAUGUCGUGAAUAAAGGAGGCGAGAAGGAAAAGAUGGAGCUGUUUGUCAACUUUUGCGAAGACACCAUUUUUGAAAUGCAGCUUGCUGCGCAAAUAUCUGGAACAGAGGGUGGAGAAGAACUGAAAGUGAAGAAAGGCAAGGAAGAAAAAGAGGUGGAGAAGACAGAUACUCUUCCUGAAGACAAAAGAAUGACCAGAGACUUGAAUUGUUUCUCUGUAAGGAACAUCAGAAAACACAUAAAGAGUAUAACUUUGAGGAGUUUAAUCGCAAUCAUCUCCUCUUUAUUCCACAAUGUUCUGCUUUUCAUCACUCAAGCCUUUUUAGGCUUACUCUGGUUUUGCCUUUAUCUGCUCUACCACAUCUUCUUGAGUGGAUGGAUUAUUGACGUAGCUAAAGAGAUGAAAUUGACCGACCUUUUUGGUGACCUUCGAGAUCCGACCAUGGUUGAGGCUAUAGGAGUGCAAGACGCAUUCAGGGAGAAUGACAAUCAGGCACGUGUGUUUUCAUCUCGUGGUAAUCUCAGAGGCAUGAGUCUGGAUCUGUCUGCCGUGUCCAGGGACCCACAGCUUCUUACAGAUAUUUUCGGCUUAUGUCUGAAAAGGCAAGGAGGAAAGUACACAUUAUCGAGUGGAGACCAUAGUGCCAGUCUGGAUGAAUUUCUGAACACCUCCAAAUAUCAGGUUGAAAUCUGUGAGGAGGAUUUUCAUGCAGUGCAAGAUGAGGAGGAGGAUACAGAGACUAAGAAAGCUUUUGAUGAGGAUAAACAUAACAAGGAAAAGAAGACUAAGAGGAGAAUCCGAAAGCUCAGCUCUUCAAAUCCAGAUGAAACUGAAAUCCAGGAAUCGGCUGUUUGGAAAACGAUCAGCUCUCAGAAGACCAAGCUUCUGAACUGUUUUGCAAGAAAUUUCUACAACAUGAGGUUGUUGGCUCUCUUCCUCGCUUUUGCCAUUAAUUUCAUUCUUCUAUUUUACAAGGUUUCAUCAACCAUUGAUGAUGAAGAUGUGGAUGGGUGCAGCAAGAGUUCACAGGAAGUUUAUUUUGAACUAGAAGAGAACGGUGGCUACAUGAAAAUGAUUCUUCACUGCCUGGCUGUACUGCACACACUCAUCUCUCUUUGCUGUAUCAUCGGCUACUACUGUUUGAAGGUUCCUUUAGUAAUUUUUAAGCGAGAGAAGGAGCUGGCUCGUAAACUGGAGUUCGAUGGACUCUACAUCACAGAGCAACCUUCUGAAGAUGACAUUAAAGGCCAGUGGGACAGAAUGGUCAUCAAUACACCAUCAUACCCAAGUAAUUAUUGGGAUAAAUUUGUGAAAAGAAAGGUGAUGGCGAAAUACGGAGAGCUGUAUGGAUCAGCACGCGUCAGUGAGCUGCUGGGUUUGGAUAAAGCUGCUCUUGACUUCAGCUCAGGGGCUCAGGAGAGGAAAAGACCCGUGCAAAAGGGCGUCUUGUGAGUUACAACCCUCUCCUUUGGUUUAUUAAACACCAUUGAUGUGAAGUACCACAUAUGGAAGCUGGGAGUGGUUUUCACAGACAAUUCCUUCCUUUACCUGGCCUGGUAUAUGUUUGUGUCAGUUCUGGGUCAUUAUAAUAAUUUUUUCUUCGCCGCUCACCUGCUCGACAUCGCCAUGGGCUUCAAAACACUGCGCACCAUAUUGUCAUCUGUCACACAUAAUGGCAAACAGUUGGUUUUGACGGUGGGACUAUUGGCUGUAGUUGUGUAUCUUUAUACUGUGGUUGCCUUUAACUUCUUCCGCAAAUUUUACAACAAAAGUGAAGAUGGUGAACCAAUGGACAUGAAAUGUGAUGAUAUGCUCACAUGUUACAUGUUCCACAUGUACGUUGGUGUGCGAGCCGGAGGGGGAAUUGGAGAUGAAAUCGAAGACCCAGCAGGAGACGAGUUUGAGUUCUAUCGCAUCAUCUUCGACAUCACUUUCUUCUUCUUUGUCAUCGUCAUCCUGCUUGCCAUCAUCCAGGGUCUUAUCAUUGAUGCAUUUGGCGAACUGAGAGACCAGCAGGAGCAGGUUAAAGAGGACAUGGAGACUAAGUGUUUUAUCUGUGGCAUUGGGAACGAGUACUUUGAUACAGUACCCCAUGGUUUUGAGUCACACACACUGCAAGAACACAACCUGGCAAAUUACCUGUUCUUCCUGAUGUACCUCAUCAAUAAGGAUGUUACAGAACACACUGGACAGGAAUCAUAUGUGUGGAAGAUGUUUCAGGAACGCUGCUGGGAGUUUUUUCCUGUUGGAGAUUGCUUCCGGAAACAGUACGAAGAUCAGCUCAGCUGAAGAAUUCCAGUUCAGUUUGUAUUGUUGAGCUGAAAAAUACAGCACUUCUGAAUUAUGCCUGGGACUUUCCUCUGAUAAGAAGCUGACAUAUUUAUUAUCAGUAUUAUUUUGUGUGCUUGCUUGGUAUAUAUUA
Messenger RNA from Danio aesculapii, 14083 nucleotides. It is a transcript of the gene ryr2b, whose product is annotated as ryanodine receptor 2b (cardiac). Lineage: Eukaryota; Metazoa; Chordata; Actinopteri; Cypriniformes; Danionidae. Gene Ontology annotation, molecular function: ryanodine-sensitive calcium-release channel activity; protein binding; calcium ion binding. Gene Ontology annotation, cellular component: sarcolemma; calcium channel complex; sarcoplasmic reticulum membrane. The record is from RefSeq and is a predicted model, not a curated record. Gene Ontology annotation, biological process: calcium ion transmembrane transport; intracellular calcium ion homeostasis.